Messenger RNA from Ciona intestinalis (vase tunicate), 846 nucleotides. The record is from RefSeq and is a predicted model, not a curated record. NCBI's taxonomy places the organism in Eukaryota, Metazoa, Chordata, Ascidiacea, Phlebobranchia, Cionidae.
CUUGCGUGCGGCGAAGCGUAGCAAAGCGACGAUGUACGUAGCAGCGCGACGCAACGCACCGUCGCUACUAGCUAGCAGCUAGCUAAUCAGAUAAAGAUGUCUGUGUUCGACUUAGCUCUAAUAGCAGAAGUAGAGUCACACCCAAAUAUUUACAAUCGUAAACUGCAGUGUUAUAGAGAUAGACGGCAAAGAGAUUCAGCUUGGCAAGAUGUUGCAACCAAGUUAAAUACGACAGUAAACGACUGCCAGCGCCGUUGGAAAGCGCUCAGAGACAAGUAUGGUCGCAUUCGUAAGAAGGAACAAAUAGAUUUUAACAACGGGGAAUAUUUUCCGUCUGAGUGGGAUCUGGCUGAAAAGUUAUCUUUUUUGGAAGAAUUUCGCGUCACAAGAGGUAUCAGCACAACUGCCAAUGAUGACACAACAAUGGACAUUCUUACAGACAAUGACAUACCCCCUUCAUUACACCCUAGUUUUGCGAAUAUGAAUAACUUUAACAAGCACCCAAAACUUGAAGCUGCACUUGCUAUAACAGAGGUAACAGGACAUGAUGACAGCCAAGCUGUUGGGGCCAAAUUUCUUGCCAAAAAACUCAAAGAUACAAGAGAUAUGAACGACGCCGAUGAACUUUUCUUUGCAAGCGUUUUGUGUGAGAUUAGUGGAUUGCCUCCGAAGAAAAAAGGAAAACUAAAAAUUGACAUAAUGAACUUGGUUCAUAAUGCGUUGUAUGAUGUCACAGAUGAUUAAUUGUACUAUUUGAUUAUUUUAUGAUGUAAUAAUGAAAACUUUGUGUUAAUAAUCGUUGAUUAUUUGCUUUGUGUUAUAAGUUUAUUGAAUAAACGUUUAAAU